This is a messenger RNA of Acaulospora colombiana, 3141 nucleotides long. The record is from the annotation of a GenBank genome assembly. NCBI's taxonomy places the organism in Eukaryota, Fungi, Glomeromycota, Glomeromycetes, Diversisporales, Acaulosporaceae.
AUGUACACACAACCACCUCCGAAUUCCCAACAGUCUACGCAACGCCCUAUUCCAAAUCAAUCGCAGUCACAACCUUUAACGCCCCAAGUUGUACCGUCCCCGACACAACAAAAUUUUCCAGGUUGGCGACCAGCCGGAACAAACGCGCAACCACUUCGUCCACCACCACAAAAUGUUAGGCCCGGUUUCAUACCCGGUCAGCGUCCCCCUCAAACUGUUGCAUCAGGAAUUAGACCUGUGAUGCAAGGCCAACCACCGACAGUCGUCGCACAGCAACCUCCACAAGUUAACGCUUUUCUCGGAUCAGGACCACCUGUGAUUCCGCCCCCUGGUUCGGUAUACCCACAAUCGAAUAUUCCUACCAGACCUCCAGGUCCACCGGGACCCAUGCGCCCACAACAGGGAUUGGAUGUUACUGGCAUGGGCGAUAUGGUGAAUCAAGUUAGCAAUAUGGAGAUUAGUCCGCGUCCACCAGUAAUUCAAAAUACUUCCAUCCUGAAUCAACCUCAAAUUGAUCAGCCUGCUAGGCCACCAAGGCAAAAUCGUACCAAGAGAGCUUAUCACCCGAGUUCAGAUAUCAAUGGUUCUUCGUAUACCUCUCUGACGCCAUUUCCAAACAACUAUAAUCAACCACCACCCGUGGAUAACGCACCGCAGCCUGGACAACAACCGAUGCAACCAAUGUAUUCUCCCAUGGUUCCUCAACAUCCUCCGACUGUACAAGGAAUGCAGCAGACUAUGCAACCAAUCCCACACCAGGCGCCGUACAUGCAUCCUCCUUCUCAGACGCAGCCCAUGCCUCGUCCUCCGAUCCAAAAUCCUCCCAGAUCUCGGAUCGAUCCUAAUCAAAUUCCAUCGCCAGUCACCGUUCAAGAACAAGAUCAACAACUUUUCGAUGAACAACCGUAUAUGACCUUAUCCAAAUCGACCGUACCUCUGGCGAGCUCUGAUUUUAAAGCUGUCGAUGAAGGCAACUCUAAUCCGCGAUUCAUGAGGCUGACACUAUAUUCUAUACCUCAUAGCGAGGAUCUCCUUCAGACAUCUCAUUUGCCACUGGGCGUCAUUUUACAGCCUCUGGCUAAAUUAAGGAAUGACGAGGCUCCAAUUGAGGUCGUCGAUUUCCAAGAACAAGGACCAAUUCGUUGUACGCGAUGCAAGACUUAUAUUAAUCCAUUCGUGAUUUUCGUUGAGGGAGGGCAGAAAUUCAUAUGCAAUAUGUGUUCGUUCUCUAACGAAGUUCCACCUGAAUACUUUUGCAAUUUGGACAUGAGUGGGCGGCGGGUGGACAUUGAACAACGACCUGAGUUGAAGUACGGAACGGUGGAGUUCACUGCUCCGAAGGAAUAUUGGGCAAGACCACCUUCCCCGUUGUCAUGCCUCUUUGCUAUUGAUGUGUCCUUUAAUGCGGUUAAAAGCGGAAUGGUUGCGACAUGUGUAAAUGCAAUUCUCGAGAUUUUGUAUAAUUCUCCGAGUGGCAUCUCACCAAUCAACAGAAUUGGAAUAGUUACCUAUGACAGAGACGUGCACUUCUACAGUUUGCAGCCGCAACUCGAGCAAGCUCAAAUGUUGGUUGUCUCUGAUAUUAAUGAUGUCUUCGUGCCGUUGAAUUCUGGUCUUUUUGUGGAUCCAAAUGAAUCAAGAACUGUCAUAGAGGAUCUUUUGAAAUCUUUACCAACAAUGUUUGCUGAAAAUAAAGUUAUGGAUGCGGUACUGGGUGCUGUUGUUAAAGCAUCGCAUAUGGCUUUGAAUGAGAUUGGAGGGAAGCUCGUAAUAUUCCAAACAACUUUGCCAACGUACGGCCCUGGUUCCAUUAAACAUAGGGAAGAUUCCAAAGUAUACAACACCGACAAAGAAAGGCUACUAUUCGGUCCCCAAGAUAAUUAUUACAAGACGUUGGCCACAAGUUGCGUUGACUCUGGAAUCUGCGUCGAUUUGUUCUUAUUCCCAAAUUCCUACAUUGACAUUGCAACGAUUGGGAUACUGUCUUGUUUGACUGGGGGUGAAACCUACUUCUAUCCAAACUUUGAUGCUCAGAGGGAUGGUGUGAAAUUUUCAAACGAGUUGAUGCAAAAUCUCACUAGAGAAUUUGGGUAUAAUGCACUCAUGCGGAUUCGGUGCUCUAACGGUCUAAGAGUUGAAGAUCAUUUCGGUAAUUUCAAUAUGCGAAAUGCGACUGACGUAGAACUCGCGGGCGUCGAUAGUGACAAAGCAUUUGGCGCCUUAUUUAAGUAUGACGGUAAACUUGAUGAAAAAACUGACGCUUAUAUUCAGUGUGCUCUCUUAUACACGACCUCGAGUGGUCAACGUCGGGUGCGGACUCACAAUCUAAGUGUUACUGUCACACAACUUUUGGGAAAUGUUUUCAGGCAUGCAGAAAUGGACACCACCGUCAACUUCUUGGCCAAGCAAGCUGUGUCAAACACUCUCACAAAAUCGCUGCGAGAUAUUCGUGAUCAUCUGACUGAAAAGUGCGUCAAAAUAUUGAUGGCGUAUAGGAGGCAUUGUGCAACUUCGAGCUCCUCUGGUCAACUAAUCCUUCCCGAAGCUUUCAAAUUAUUUCCUCUAUAUACUUUGACAAUGUUAAAGUCCAAAGCUCUAUGUGGUGGGAAUUUAACUAGCGACGUUCGAGUGCAUUGCAUGCGCUUAAUAAAAAGCAUCGGAGUGCCGGAUAGUGUAGUGUUCUUUUAUCCGCGACUUUUUCCAGUGCACCAACUUUCUGAUCAGGUUGGGUUUCCGGAUCAAUAUGGUAGAGUCAAAUUACCACCAUUAAUUCGCGUGUCGCAAGCCAGAUUUAGUCACGAUGGGGCGUAUCUUCUCGAAAACGGUCAAAUAUUAAUGUUUUGGUUGGGUCACCAAAUCUCUCCCGAUUUCAUCCGAAGUGUGUUUGGUGUCGAAUCAAUUGAACAUAUUAAUCCGAAGCUUAACAAAACAUCCAUACAAAUUCGAUCAAUCAUAACGUACUUGCAAUCACAGAGAUCAAAAUAUUUACGCCUAACUAUUGUACGAAAGGGCAUCGAUCCUUCAGAGUUGGAAUUCAACUGUCUAUUAGCUGAGGAUGAAAACAAUGGUGCAAUGUCAUAUGUCGAUUACUUAUGUCAUGUUCACAAGCAAAUUCAAGCCGAGGUCAAUAUGAGUGACUGA